Molecule: messenger RNA, 1531 nt
Organism: Arachis duranensis
Lineage: Eukaryota; Viridiplantae; Streptophyta; Magnoliopsida; Fabales; Fabaceae
Product: calcium uptake protein, mitochondrial-like
Exons: 7
Coding region: 23-1453 (476 amino acids)
Biological process (GO): mitochondrial calcium ion homeostasis; calcium import into the mitochondrion
Cellular component (GO): uniplex complex
Molecular function (GO): calcium ion binding
Source: RefSeq, a predicted model, not a curated record
GAUUGUGUGAGUGAGGACGCAAAUGUCUACGUUUUCUACUCUGAGGAGGCCCUCACUGUUAAUAACCCAACGCCUGCACCACUCUUCACAAACAUGCACACCAAUAAUCCAACCCAAUAAUAAUAAUAAUCAAAAGAAGAAGCUGGGUUGUUUGGGGAUUGUGGUUGGAAUUUUUGUGUGUUGUUCUUGUUCCUUCUUCAUUCCCAUCACUACCAACAACUCCAACUCCCCUUCAUCUAGUCAUGAUGAUGAUGCAAACACUUCAACUUUUUCUUCACAUUCUUUGUUUAGAAAACUCUCCCUUCCACAGAACAAACACAGCUUGCUCUUUGGAGAUUUGUACAGGAGGAAAGUUUUCUUCAACUAUGAGAAGCGCAUGCGUUUGCAUAGUCCUCCCGAGAAGGUAUUUGAAUACUUUGCAUCAUGCCGGAGUCCGGAAGGAGAGGUGCUGAUGGAGGCAGCAGACCUAAUGAGAGCUGUGGUUCCGGUGUUCCCGCCAUCGGAAUCGAAUCUUGUGAGGGAAGGAUACUUGAAAGGUGAAAGAAGAAGUCCAGGCCAUCUUCGUUGUUCCCCUUCUCUGUUUUUCAUGCUCUUUGAUGUCAACAAUGAUGGCCUUAUAUCUUUCAACGAGUAUAUCUUUUUGGUAACACUACUUAGCAUACCAGAAUCAAGUUUUUCUGCGGCAUUUAAAAUGUUUGACAUGGAUAAUGACGGGGAGAUUGAUAAGGAAGAAUUCAAGAAAGUGAUGGCAUUGAUGCGAUCUCAUAAUAAUUAUAGACAAGGUGCUCAUCACCAUAGGGAUGGAAUGAGAAAAGGCUCAAAGGUCAAUGAUGAUUAUGUAGAAAAUGGAGGUGUUUUGGAAUAUUUUUUUGGCAUAGAUGGAAAGGGACGCCUUAGCAUUCAUAGAUUCUUGCAAUUUAUGAGAGACUUGCAUCAUGAAAUACUAAGGCUGGAGUUUGAUCAUUAUGACUACAAAUCAAGAAAAACCAUAUCUGCCAAGGACUUUGCUCUCUCAAUAGUAGCAUCUGCUGAUCUGAGUCAUCUGGGUAGGUUGCUAGAUUUGGUUGAAGAAAUGAACAAUGAUCCAAGCUUUAAGGAUGUACACAUCACAUUUGAAGAGUUCAACAAUUUUGCAGAGCUAAGGAAAACAUUGCUUCCAUUUUCAUUGGCCAUUAUUGGUUUUGCAAAAGUGAAUGGCUUGUUAAGAAGAGAAGAUUUUCAGCGAGCUGCAUCACAUGUUUGUGGAUUAUCACUUUCUGAUAACGUGGUUAAGAUUGUUUACCAUUUGUUUGACACAAAUGGGGAUGGACACUUAAGUUCAGAUGAGUUUGUAAGAGUGCUACACAACAAAGAAAAUGAUAUCACUCAACCUAUGGAGACAGGGAUCUUGCGUUUCUUGUCUUGCUGUUGGAACUGUAAGCAUAGCUUCCCAUACUCGCGGUUGUUUUCUUAGGUUGAUACUAUUUCUCAGAUGGUAGAAACAGGAAUUUGUUUGGUUUCUUCUAUAUUUCUGUUUCAAGAACAAAAUUCA